AUAAACCUCCUACCCUUCAGACUCUACACAACUUUUCCCAGAACACAGCCUUCUAACAAGAUGAAACCUGCCUUCUUUCUCCUGCUCAUCCUCAUCCCCCUUCUAGCACUGAUGUCCCCUGGUCAUGCUGACUGCACCUUGGACUCCAUUGUGGAGAAAAAAAUAAAGGAAUCUCUUGCCUCAUCAGAGCUUGGAAGUAAGGCACGCCUUUCUUGUAUAAAUGUGGUCACCCAAGGCAAACUGGCCACUUGCCCAGCAGGGUUUAUAGUCACUGGCUGUGCCUGUGGUUAUGGCUGUGGUUCCUGGGAUGUUCGAGGGGACAACGUAUGUCAUGUCAGUGCACAAACGUGGGCUGGACCAGUGCUCGUUGCUGCCAACUUUCCAAAUGAGAGGAAAGUGGGAACAUCACCACACUUGACCUUGAUUUGCUGA
Gracilinanus agilis (Agile Gracile Mouse Opossum) is the source of this 432-nucleotide messenger RNA. Its product is annotated as resistin-like beta. NCBI's taxonomy places the organism in Eukaryota, Metazoa, Chordata, Mammalia, Didelphimorphia, Didelphidae. Gene Ontology annotation, cellular component: extracellular region. The record is from RefSeq and is a predicted model, not a curated record. Gene Ontology annotation, molecular function: hormone activity.